AUGGCAACACCUUCCAUUUCUUCAGCUCAUGGGACAGAUAAGCGAGCUUCAAGCGUUGCAGCAGGUACCAAAAUGAGCUCUCGGCAAUCUCGCAAUCAUGGUUCUGCGUCUCCUCAUACUCCACAACAAUCGCGCCAUAUGCACUCGCCGUUCACCGGACCCUCGUCUCCUGGAUCAUCAUUUCGGCAUGAAGAAGACUCUGUUAUUAUCGAGAUCGGGUCACGGUACCUGCGGGCAGGGUUUGAGGGAAACAGUGUACCAAUGUGUAUUGUCGGUUUUAACCCAGAGGAGGGACGGCGCGUGGGGGACUAUAGAGGAUGGAUAAAGAGCACGGAUCAAGAUGCACAAAUUGGCAAGAUUCCGCCUACACCUUUAGGGCAGUGGUCGACUAAGUAUGAGCUAUGGACAAAGGAUAUUCGAGAUUUUGACAUAAGUCUUUUUGAAGCGAAGCUCGAACGGAGUAUUCGAGAGUUAUACAACAAAUAUCUUCUCACGGACGCUGGCUCGUCACGACUUAUCCUUGUUCUGCCUUCGAUUGUACCACAUCCUUUGCUAUCGUCCCUUCUGUCCACGAUCUUUCACCGCUGGCGAUAUCCUAGCAUCACUCUUCUUCCUUCUCCCGCCAUGGCUGCCGUUGCAGCCGGAGUCAGAUCAGCUCUCGUCGUAGACAUCGGCUGGGAAGAAACCACAAUAACUGCUAUUUAUGAAUACCGUGAAAUUCAAUCAAAACGCAGCGUACGUGCAAUGAGACUUUUAAUGCAGCACCUGGGAAGAUACUUAACUGGAAUUGCUGGGCGAAAAGGGGACUCGACCGGUGGAGCCGAUGAUUUGGUCGAGCUAAACUUUGAGCUUUGUGAAGAAAUCCUGACACGAUUUGCCUGGUGUAGGCCCCGAAGAAAGUCUCAGCAGAUAUUCCCGGAGCAGCAGUCAGAGACCUCUGGCCAAGUGGCGCCGGAUAAUUCCGUUCUUGAUUCAAUGUCCGAAUCAAAAGCGGCAGAGACCGUAUCCUUGCCGCUACCAGUAGAGGAUACGUUAGCAUGCAUAGAUGUUCCGUUCUCAUGUUUUCCUGAACUGGUUGAACAAUCUUUAUUUGGUAAUGGGGUUGGGGAUCGAGAAUUUGACGAUGAAGAUACACCAUUAGAUAAGCUGGUCUACAAUACUCUCCUUUCGCUUUCUUCGGAUGCACGAGGGGCCUGUAUUUCGCGGGUAACAUUUGCUGGUGGUGGAUCACUCAUCCCAGGAAUACGACAGCGAAUUCUAGAAGAUGUGAAGGCGAUAAUUGACCAACGGCAGUGGAGCCCAGCCGGAACCCAUACUCUAAAGAAAAGGCCUGGAAAACUACAGCUAAGCAGCAUAGACCAGCAACUUAAGACCCCAUCCUUUGAGCCCUCCACCCAUCAACAAUCGACGAGAGCGUCGGAGAGAGCCCCAGAUACUAGUUUUAUUGACGAACGGCUUCAACAUAAUGACAGGGAUUCUCAUCCACAAAUGAACGGCGCUCUCCGACAAGUAGACUCACUUGGGUCCUGGGCUGGUGCCAGCCUAGUAGCCAGCCUGAGAGUCAGGGGUUUUGUGGAAGUUGACCGUGAAAAAUUCUUGCAACAUGGUUUAUCAGGAGCCAACCGAGACCAUAACAUUAGCACGAUCAUGGACCGUCGGUCUGGGUACGGGCCGAGUAUGUCGAAAUCCGGUGGCGAUCGAUCCAGCUGGACGUUGGGAGAAUGGGCAUAG
This is a messenger RNA of Ophidiomyces ophidiicola, 1731 nucleotides long. RefSeq lists its product as uncharacterized. NCBI's taxonomy places the organism in Eukaryota, Fungi, Ascomycota, Eurotiomycetes, Onygenales, Onygenaceae. Bases 1 to 1731 code for a protein of 576 amino acids. The transcript has a single exon. The record is from RefSeq and is a predicted model, not a curated record. Gene Ontology annotation, biological process: microtubule-based movement.